Homalodisca vitripennis (glassy-winged sharpshooter) is the source of this 3317-nucleotide messenger RNA. Its product is annotated as disks large-associated protein 4-like. The transcript has 12 exons. The coding region runs from base 278 to 1750 and encodes 490 amino acids. Gene Ontology annotation, cellular component: postsynaptic specialization; glutamatergic synapse. Gene Ontology annotation, biological process: signaling. NCBI's taxonomy places the organism in Eukaryota, Metazoa, Arthropoda, Insecta, Hemiptera, Cicadellidae. The record is from RefSeq and is a predicted model, not a curated record. Gene Ontology annotation, molecular function: molecular adaptor activity.
UCUCUUCUGUUCUCUGACAAUUCCAUUGAUUUCGUUUUGAUCACGCGUUCAUGUAUAUGAUUUUCAUACCGUCGUCAAUUGUCAAGUAGGAUAGGGUAGGAGUGAACACUUUAAAUAUGGCGCAUUGGUAUAGUGAGUAGAACAUUGAGUUAGAGCUACUUCGAAUUUUGAUUUUUGAUAACUUACUCAUCUACAAUUUAAGUGUAAUCAUUUUAUGAGAAGCUGGUCAACUUCUAAGAUACUAUAACUUCUAGGUAGGAACUUUUGGUCGUGGAAGAUGGUUUCUCCAGAGGUUCUGACAGAUGGUUCCCUGAACCACAACCACGCAGAUAACGCCACCAGAGCUGAAACUACAGACACCAAUACUCAAGUAGAUAACUCCAACACCAAUAUUAGAAUAGCAGAUGGUGUGAAGCAGCCAUCUUAUCUAAACCUCGCAUGCUGUAUCAGUGGCUAUACCACUCUGACAACCUAUAACAGCAAACAACGUGAGGGUUUCCGCUCCCGAGACAUCAGCCCCGCCAGAAUCACUGGAGUUGGCGUUAGUCCCCACGGAACGGACGAUGCAAGUAAUCCUCCAGUUUUCACUUCAAUUUGCGGAAACUUCCUCUCUCCACAAUCCCGAUAUCUGACAGAAGUGGAUCACCGCAGAAAAAGCGGUGACAAGAUGUGGAACGGCAACGGUACUGCCGACAAAGUUUCAACAUCCACAUUCACCAGCUCCACCACUUCAAGUGGCAACAGUUCCUUUUAUCGCUGUGAGACCCGAGAAGUUUCUUCUUCAGUCUACCACUCAGAAUCAGUAACAUCACAGAAUAAAGAAGUCCCUGCGCAAGCUUCUUCAUUUAUCCUCCAACGGGUUGAAAGACUGUAUGGUCCCGGAGCUCUGGCUCAGGGUUUCUACACGCGUAGGUCCCUGAAUGCUUCACCCCUCCCCCAGAAGGAAGCUCAAGAAGAAGUGAUCACGGAAACCACCAAGGAGUCUGCCUUGCCCGUCUUAAGGUUUCUCAGGCCUGAAUUUCGUGCUCAGUUAACUCUAGCCAAAAGGAAAUCUGGUUCCCCAGUUUGCUCACCAAACAGACCCUUGGACACAACUGAUGGUGCAGUUGAAAGAAUCAUUCCCAUCGUUGUUGAGGGCAGUAACGAAACAAGUAAUUCUAAAGUAUUAGAGGAGAGAGAGACUGUUAUUACAUCUGUUGAAAAAGAUGGACAAUAUUACCUUAAGUUGGUGUUGGCGGAAACUGAACGACUAGAGAGCUUGGCUGCUGAAAUGGAAACAGAAGUAAGCUCAGUCCCUGAACACAUGGAAGGCAGACUUCGUGCAGCUGCGGGGAAGGCUAAGCUUCUGGCCUCCCAGAAACUUGCUCAGUUUAAAGGACUUUGCCACAAAAAUAUUAAUCAAGAUACUAGUGAAGAUUUCCCCACUACUUGUGAAGAUUUGGCUGGCUUUUGGGAUAUGGUUUCAAUACAAGUUGCUAGUGUUCACGAAGAGUUCAAAGAAAUUGAUAUUCUUAGAAAGGCUGGAUGGCCAGACAAGAGUGCUACAGAAGACAAUGUGAAGAAAGAAUCAGUUAGCAAUGGCAGCAGUACAUCGCGUCGGACGAAGUUAGCUCCAGUACAGCCAAAAGUGAACCCAGUCAAGUCCAACGCAAGCAAGGCGAGAGACGAAGCUCGGAAAAGGAUGUUAGCAGAGCGACGCAAAGAAAUGCGUAAGAAUACCAACACAAAUGAGGAUAUUGUAAUUGUCUAGUAUUCACAUGUAUUACAAAGAAAAAUAGCUUGAAUUUCUAAAUGACUCAACUGUAUUUUUGUAUGUGGAUAAUUUAGAUUUUGUUGCAUAUUUGAUCAAGUUUUGAAGAAUUUCAAAAAAUAUUCAAUUACAAUAACAUUACUGUAUAUAAUUAGUUUCUUCUUUAUCAAUGCUUCAAAAGUAUUAUGUCUUUAAUUUUACCAAAUUAAAUUAAAUCUUUUAAAACUGUUAAAUGAACUAAUUACACAUGUAAUACAAUUGUUCAAAACCCGUUUGCACUGUUAUUAUUCUUCUUUUGUUAUAAUGGACAACCUUACCUAAAUAAUUAUGUUUAAAUUAUUGUUUUCUUUGUUUAUUCAAUAUACCAAAGCAUUUUUCUCAAUUGUUUUUAGUGAUACAAUUAAAAUUAUGUAAUUUUUUACUUUUUUUUUGAAAUUCUAUUCAUAACUUGUAUCAAUUGAUAUAUAUUAACUAUUGAAUGUUGCGGAGUUUGUUUCAUAUUUUUAUAGGCUUCUAAAAGAGCUGUAUUAAAAGAGUCCUUUAUUCAAAAUAACCCUAACCUGGGUCUCUAGUCUAUAAUGUGAAAAUCUUCAUGUUCACUAUGUUGUAUAGUUUUAUAUUUUAACUUAUUUACUGUUUUGUCACAUAAACUUGGAAAUGUUAUGUUUUUGCAUGGUUGUAGUUUAUUUGAUUGCUAGUACUCGGUUUUUUUUCUUUUAAAUUAAAGUCCAUACAAAGUAAAUGUGCUUUUGUUUAGCAGAUGUGAAUUCAAUUAGUAUUUUAUGAACAAAGAAGACAAAUUUUAUUUAUAUAGAAUUUUUUUUUAUUUAUAUAUUUAAUAGAAAAUUAUUAUUUUUUUAUUUGUUUGCAUUAUUUUUACCACUGAUUUCCUUUUAAAUAAACUAAUGUUAUCCUCACUUCAUUAUUUUGAUGCAUGCUUUGAAUUUAUUGUACGUGAAACUCGUUUUAAUGGAUACCUUGUUUUAACAUUGGGUUCACGGCAUCAUUUGCACGACUUUUAAUUUAAUAUUAGUUAUAAUUAUUGAUUCAUUGUUUUAAUCCUAGGUGACUUUGGAAUCAGUUGUUUAAUGUUAGAAUAUAACUGUUAUUUAUUACCUUAAUUUAUUUAACUGGUGUGAAUGUUGUGUUUGGUCUCACAAACUGGUUGGCUGCAGUCUGUUAAUUACAUACCCCCAACUAAAGAGUUUUAGUAUAAUGAUAAGUAUUCAAAGGUUUAAGAAAUAGCCUAAUAGUCAUUACAUAUAAAUAUUUAUUUUGUUGCAAAAGCAAGACUUUACAGUAUUUCACUAAUUAUUGUAUAUACUGUAAGCUUAAUAAUUGUUAGUUUUGUUUGAUUUGUUAGUUUUUACUUUUUAUAAAUAUAAACGUAUUCAAGAAACAAUAUAAAUAAUAAAAGUUACAAUUAAUUGUUUAAGUAAUAUGUUGAAGGUGUUGUAACCUCCCCUUCAAGCAUCUCACUGUAUCCCUGUUAAAUUCCAUUUUGUUACGUUUUUAUACUGAGCAAAGUAACAUGAGAUUUGUUUAAAAUAAAAAAACUACUAAAUUA